CACAAACGUCAACGUACACCACCGCACCGACUUGAACCACCACACACAUAGAAGGAUAGCAAAAGCGAUGAAGACAUCUAACAAGACCUUCGUUAUCUCCGGCGGCUCCUCCGGCCUCGGCCGCGCAUCCGUCGAGAUCCUCCUCGCACACGGUGCUUACGUAGCAGUCCUGGACCUGAACCCUGGCGAAGGUCUUAUUGAGGCUUCAAGUGGGAAAGCAAAGUUCUGGAAAGUUGAUGUUACCAAGACUUCCGACAUCGAGAAAGCCGUCGCGGGUGUGAUGGAGUGGGCGAAAGAAACGGAGGCCGAGUUGGGAGGAAUCGUGUGCUGUGCUGGAGUUGCGUCGGCGGCAAAGAUCAUCGACAAAGAUAACAAGCCUCUCGAUAUCACCGCGUUCAAUCGCGUCCUUCAAAUAAACGUCACAGGUACAAUCGAUCUCAUCCGUCUCUUCCUCCCACACAUGACUACGAACCAAGGUUCGGAUCCUGACGGCGAACGGGGUGUGAUCAUCACCGUAUCGUCCGCCGCGGCCUUCGACGGACAACCCGGUCAACUCGCUUACUCUGCCUCCAAAGGCGCAAUUCGCUCGCUCACCCUUCCCCUCGCACGAGAUCUCGCCCGUUACGGCAUUAGAGCUGUGAGUAUCGCACCGGGUAUGUUUGAGACAGCCAUGACGAGUAAACUCGGAGAGAAGGCACGGAAGAGUCUACUGAAGGUGCUAGAGUGGCCGCAGAGACCGGGAAAAGCGGAGGAGUUUGCCUUGGUUGUGAAAGCCAUUGUGGAGAACCCUAUGUUGAAUGGAGCUGUGAUUCGGUUGGAUGGAGCGACGAGGAUGCCGAGCAAGAUGUGAGGAGUUCCGAGGUGGUACAACAGACCGGGCGUGAAGGAACGAAGUUGUGUUUCUGUACGAUAGAUGGUAUAUCGUAAAUUUGACAUCACACUACACU
This is a messenger RNA of Saitoella complicata NRRL Y-17804, 947 nucleotides long. Its product is annotated as NAD(P)-binding protein. NCBI's taxonomy places the organism in Eukaryota, Fungi, Ascomycota, Saitoellomycetes, Saitoellales, Saitoellaceae. The transcript has 3 exons. Gene Ontology annotation, molecular function: oxidoreductase activity. The record is from RefSeq and is a predicted model, not a curated record. Bases 68 to 850 code for a protein of 260 amino acids.